This is a messenger RNA of Xyrauchen texanus (razorback sucker), 3240 nucleotides long. Its product is annotated as nuclear body protein SP140-like protein. Lineage: Eukaryota; Metazoa; Chordata; Actinopteri; Cypriniformes; Catostomidae. Gene Ontology annotation, molecular function: protein binding; DNA-binding transcription factor activity, RNA polymerase II-specific; DNA binding. Bases 141 to 2003 code for a protein of 620 amino acids. The transcript is spliced from 16 exons. Gene Ontology annotation, biological process: regulation of transcription by RNA polymerase II. Gene Ontology annotation, cellular component: nucleus. The record is from RefSeq and is a predicted model, not a curated record.
CGUUCUUGUUACCAUUGUGUCGCGUUCAGGCGGGAGAUUUGGAAACAACUCUUUCUGUUUCUACACUCUUGGUAUUAGCUACUGAAAUAUACAAAUCCUUACAGCUAGCUCGGCUGUUGACAGAAUAUAUCGGAGAAUUAAUGGGAGUCGACGGCCAGAUGGACCCGUUAGACUUCCUAACUAAUGAAAAUCUUUUGCUUUUUCUCCACCGCAAGAAGACGGAGAUUUCUUGCAUGGAACAACCGCACACUUUCCUCACCCAGCUGCGCGACCACGAUCUGCUGCCGGACAAACUUUACAAGAAACUAAAAGGAAUGCGCUCUCGUGAGCAGCGGCAGAAAGGCGUCUAUGAUUUUCUGGAUUGGUUGGAGAAAGAGAAAUCUCAUCGCAUGCAUCGGUUCUGGGGCUGCGUGUUUAAAGACCAUAUCCUUCAUCUGUACCCUACACUACGUCUGCUCAGAAACAGCCUGCUGGACGGCACGUUUAGCUUCUAUGAGAAACCCACAGUUGAAGAGGGACUGACUGAGAAGGAACAGACUGAAGGAAAGGGGGAGAAAGUAAAGGAGACAAAAAAUUAUAGAAAGCAAAAGAUAUAUGAUAAAGCUAGUGAGGAUAGCGAUGGUCCAGGUCCGUCCUCUGCCUCCACACCCACUCGGAAGAAACCAGCCAAGAAACCCUCCUUCUCAUCUCCCAUUAAGAAAGGAGACACACAGGAGAUUUGGAAGUGGCCUCUUUAUAAAACUCAGCUGCCAGUGUCCUGUGGGAAUAAAGAGGGCACUCUUCAUAGGGACAGGCUGGCCAGAGGGGAGAAGUGUAUUUAUGCACAGGGACGCUGGUUCACCCCAUCUGCUUUUGAGCAGUAUGGAGGUAAGGAAAGAUGCAAAAACUGGACACUCGCCAUCCGCUGCAGAAACACACCGCUCAAGAAACUCAUAGAGGAAGGGCAUCUUCAGGCUCCACCGAUGGAGAGAAGAAAUAGGACAUGCGUCCAAAAGAGCACGAGAGAACUGUUUCCUGUCAGCUCCUCGGAUAGCUCCGGUGCAGACUCAGACACCAGUGCCCUGAUGGAGGAGGAAAGGGACGAAGAUGAAUUUGAGGAACAGAGAAGGAGAGAGGGAGAAACAGAGUUUAGCGUGAGAGAAGAGGAAGUGGAGGAGGAAGCAGAUAUGGAAGAUCUAUCAGUUUUCCUGGACCCAUCUUUACCAGUCACUUGUGUUUCUAUUUCCGGGAUGCUACACAAAUAUAGGUUUGCAUCAGAUGUGCGUGGGAAGUGUAUCCGUACUGACGAGAGCUGGUUCACACCAGAGGAGUUUGUAAGACAGGAACCCUCUCUCACUGAUGGAUUCUGGAAAAGAGACAUCCUGUGCCAUGGCAAAACUCUCAACUUCUUACUGAAGAAAGAUAUUCUGUGGAUCCAUUCGCUUCUGUGUGAAUGUGAGAUGUGCAGUGAUCAAGAGCAGGACCUGUUGGCGCAGAAAAAUGACGACACGUGUUACACGUGUGACUCUAAGCGAGAUAUUGUGUGCUGUGAUGGGUGUCCACGAGCUUUUCAUCCAGACUGUCACCUGCCAGCUCUACAAGGAGAUUCAUCUGGAGAAUGGAUGUGUACUUUUUGCGUGUUGCGGGCCAAUCAACAAUGGCUUUACUCGAGUCACAUGACUGAACAAGAUGCUUUAAAUGUCCCAGUCUCCCAAAACAAACUGCACUGCCACUAUCUCCUGUUGUAUAUGUAUAGAGAGGAUGUCCAUCGAGUGUUUGUAAAGGAUCCUUGCAGAACAGUAGCCAAAUACUCUCAGAUCAUACCUCAGCCCAUGUGGCUGGACAGAAUAAAGGAGAAGUUGGAGCAUGGUGAAUAUCAGACGGUUGGAGAGUUCGUCUCAGACUUUCAGCUCAUCUUCAGUAACUGCAGCAGGUUCAACAAGGACAAUGAAUUUGGUAGAAUGGGUGUCAAACUGAAGGAAUUGUUUGAAAAGGAGUUCCAGAACAUCUUCUCUAUCCAAUAGCAUCUCGCUUUCCAACUCUGACACUAUGUUUGGAACAAAGUCCUUCUGAAAUACAUUGGAAAUAAGAUAUAUAUAUAUAUAUAUAUAUACAUUACUAUAAUGUAUAUACUGAAAGAUAAUGUAACAAUGCAACAAUUAUGUUUUUUACCUGUGCAAUACUGUGUAUCAUUUUAAAAGAAAAUAUACUUUCCAUUGUAUCAAGUAAGGUUGCAACGGUAUGAGAUUUUUACAAUACAAUAACCAGAAAAUAUCACGUUUUCACGGUAUCACGGGAUACGGUAUUUUAAUUCACACACUCACUUAUGUCAGACCCCAUCGCCUCGCUUCUCUCUGACAUUUUCUCUGCUGCAUGUGUGUGGCGUAAGUUGACAAUUCUGACAGGAAAGUCAGGAAAGCAGAUGCGCACGCGCAGGUGAGAUUCUCUGUCCGGUUGCAUUUCUUCUUAAAACUGUAGAUAAGCAAAUGUACAUAGUAUGAAAACUAUACAUUUUCAUACUGUGGUAUACCAUGAAACGGUUUACUCCUGCAACACUAGGCAUUACUGGUCAUUCAAAGAUUCAAAUAUACAAAUUUUUGUUGCACAUAGAUUAAGGAUGAGUCCUAAAGUAAUUUUUUGGCCUUUGCUGUAAAAUGUUGUGCAACGUGACAAAAUCACAGCCAGUCAGAUCAUAUUUGAUGUUUAAUAUAUAGCUUUAUAAGCAGUUUUUUGGAUCAGUGUGAUGUAACUGUGGGUGGGACGUCCCAGAUAAACCUUAGAUUAACAUGUAAUAUGUUACUUAUUACUUUGCACUUUAUUGUGCCGCGCCUGGUUAGGGUACAGUGUUACAGCUGCUGUGGGUUGGCUACGUCGUGGGGAUUUGAGUGACAGCAACCAUUGGUGACCAUUGACAUUAACAUUAUGCAAAUGAGUAGUGUUGCAAUAGGGCUACUACCAAUGGAGGGGAAUAUCUGGCUCCUUGGCAACCCCCAGCAAUUGAAGGGCUGUGAAGUGUUAAUGAAAAGUGUAAAGUGUAUAAUUUCUGCACUUUAUAGGCUGAAUUUUGAAUUCAGCCAAGAAUGUUUAAUCUAUAGUAGUCUCUGCACAUUAAACUAAUGGCACACUACACCUUUCAUUUCAAUGAGCGUGUGUUUAGUGGUUGAAGGGGAAUCUUUGUCAUUUGCUUUAUUCUGUAAAUCAAUUACAUUUUUUUUUAAUUCAAACAUUUUUUUGAAUUCAAAUUAACAAUAUUUUAAUCAA